Molecule: messenger RNA, 2148 nt
Organism: Fomitiporia mediterranea MF3/22
Lineage: Eukaryota; Fungi; Basidiomycota; Agaricomycetes; Hymenochaetales; Hymenochaetaceae
Exons: 13
Coding region: 1-2148 (715 amino acids)
Biological process (GO): aspartyl-tRNA aminoacylation
Cellular component (GO): cytoplasm; mitochondrion
Molecular function (GO): aspartate-tRNA ligase activity; ATP binding; nucleic acid binding
Source: RefSeq, a predicted model, not a curated record
AUGCUGCACGCUGCGAGGCUUGUUCGCCCUCGGCCUCCAGCGCAUGUCGCCCGCCUGUCAUUCUCUACCUCCUGUCUCGCAAAAACAGCCGCCAGUGCCUCCUCUCGCCAUCUCGCGUUCUCGGGUAUUUUAUCUCUUCUCUCUUUCAUUUCUGAUCACUUGUUCAUUUCCCAAUUCUUUCCCGUUCCUCCUUCGUUUCUUAAAUUACAUUCAGGAGUAUACCCUGUCCGCACACAUGACUGCGGCGCACUCAGAGCUUCCGAUGCAGACAGAAGUGUGGUCUUAGCUGGCUGGAUUCUCCCGCAGAGAAAAAUAUCAAACUCCGUUUCAUUCUUCUCCAUUAAAGACUCCAGUGGCACAACGCAACUUGUACUCAAUAGGAACAGCCCGCAGAGCUCGAAAACUCUAGAUGUGCUCUCUACCAUUCCCGUCGAGUCAGUCGUUCUUGUUCAGGGAUCCGUGCGCGUACGCCCCCAGAAGGCCCACAGGAAGAUCGACCCCACCGGUGAAGUGGAAGUUCUCGUCAAGGAAAUCAUUCUUCUAAAUCCGGCUGACCAUGUGUCGAUGCCAUUUCUACCGUCGGAUACCAAGAAUAUUGCUAACGAUGAAUUGAGAGCUCGAUUCCGGCAUCUCGAUCUUCGACGCCAACCUCUGGCCGUUAACCUACGCAAAAGAAGCCUCGUCGUACACGAGAUACGAAACUUCCUACAUGAUGAAGGUUUCAUAGACGUCGAGACACCCAUGCUUUUAAAGUCGACUCCGGAAGGAGCACGGGAAUUUCUUGUACCGACACGUUUGUUACAGCAGGAUUCAAAGAACAGCAAGCGAGAGCCUCAAUUCUAUUCCCUGGCUCAAUCGCCACAACAGCCGAAGCAGCUUCUGAUCUGCUCUGGGGCAGUUGAUAAGUAUUUUCAGAUUGCGCGCUGUUUCCGCGAUGAAGACGGGCGAAAGGACCGUCAACCCGAGUUCACACAAGUUGAUUUGGAGAUGGCCUUCGUAUCGUGGGGUAAUCAUGCGGGCUCGCCAGACAGCGUUAAAGAAUCCGGAGAUAAGUGGCGUAUCGGCGGGCAGGAAGUUCGACGUGUCGUCGAGGCACUCGUGAACCGAGUCUGGACUACUGCCCAUAAUGCCGAUCAGAAUACCGUUCUUCCUUCCCGCUUCCCUGUCAUGACUUACGCCCAAGCUAUGGGUCGGUUUGGCUCCGACAAGCCUGAUACACGAUUCGGAUUGGAGAUUAACGACAUGACACCUAUGCUUCUAUCGGCGACUAGUGAUGUUCUCGUCUCAGCGGGAAAGAUCGUUGAGUAUUUCAUCGUACGUAGAAUGGACGCUGCCUUCUCCAAGGCAUCACUCGCUUGCCAAUCCGAAUGGUUUGAUGGUGAAGCAGCGCAAAUAACUAAGGACAAUCUUGACAAUUGGCUACUCCAAAGUACACUCCUACGAACGGAGUCGGCUCCGGUUUUCCCGACUGCCAGCGAUACAGCAGCACUGAAUCAAGCCCUUUCCAUACAGCCUGGAGAUUGCAUUUGGUUAUCACGGAGAAAUGCCGUGGCUGAGGGUGGUGCGACAAGUCUCGGCAAGGCCCGUCUUCGUAUAGCCCAAGUUGCAGAACAACUUGGCACCUAUAUGCCACCAAAUCAGCCACAUUUCUUAUGGAUCACGGAGUUCCCAUUGUUCACGCGAGCGGACGAUGAUAAGGGCUUUCUCGCAAAGGGCCGUUGGAGCAGCUCGCACCAUCCUUUUACAGCCCCAAUGUGGCAAGACAUUGAAAAGCUUUAUGGAGGCGAUACCGCUUCAGUCCGAGGCCAGCACUAUGACCUCGUUCUUAAUGGGGUUGAGAUCGGCGGCGGCUCUGUCCGAGUGCACGACCCCGCAAUGCAAGAAUUCAUUUUUGACAAAGUCCUCGAGCUCUCGGCAACAGAAAAGGCUUCAUUUGAACACUUGCUACACGCUCUACGGUGCGGAGCUCCUCCCCAUGGCGGCAUUGCGCUUGGCUUUGACCGCCUUAUGGCGAUACUAUGCGGAACUCAAACCAUCCGGGACGUCAUCGCAUUUCCGAAGACCGGAGCUGGGACAGACACGUUCUUUAAAAGCCCGUCUGCCGUCAGCGAUGAUGUCCUAGCACAGUAUGGAAUCAAGAAGAUUUAG